Oppia nitens is the source of this 1527-nucleotide messenger RNA. RefSeq names its product zinc finger protein 93-like. Lineage: Eukaryota; Metazoa; Arthropoda; Arachnida; Sarcoptiformes; Oppiidae. The transcript has 6 exons. The coding region runs from base 14 to 1423 and encodes 469 amino acids. The record is from RefSeq and is a predicted model, not a curated record. Gene Ontology annotation, cellular component: nucleus. Gene Ontology annotation, molecular function: RNA polymerase II cis-regulatory region sequence-specific DNA binding; DNA-binding transcription factor activity, RNA polymerase II-specific. Gene Ontology annotation, biological process: regulation of transcription by RNA polymerase II.
ACUUCUCAAGACAAUGGACCAAGUGAUCAAUGAAUGUCUGUCAAAACCACAAUCAUUGGAUCAGUUAUUGGAUAUAAAAGAUGAUCCAAAUCAAGCAUUUCUCGAUAGUCAACAAAUUAGUCCUCAAUUGGAUCAGUUUAGUCAAGAAAUUAUUAUCAAUAGUGAGAUCAACACAAGAAGCAGCGGCAGAGGAAGGAAAAAGAAGUGCGAAGAAGGUCUGACAUUAAGUGAUGAAAAACAUAAGAAUCUGAAGAUUAAAGUCGAGAAAAUGGAAAUUUCGACGAAAAACAAGACAAAGAAUUGCUUAAAACAAAAGAAUCAAAUGAUUAGUCAACUGAAGAAGGAAAACGAAAGUCUGAAAACACAAAUAAUAAUCGCAAACAAAUUGACGGAUGUUUUGACGAAAUACCGAACUUUUAUUACCGAAAGACUAGAUUUGAUGACAGAUUCGAAAAUAGAGUCUUUAGAGACGGAAUUCAAAGACGUUUUUCAAGAAAAACAAACUUUCGAUCGAAACAACACUAAAACCAAACGCGAAUUCAAACUCAAGUCAAACAACAAAAUCAACCAAUCGAUGGCCAAAAAGAGUCGUUCGGCGGGAAUGCGGUGUUCGUGGCCGGGAUGUGCUUAUGAGGCCAAACGCACGAAACUGCUCAACGAACACAUGAACGCCGUUCACACUGGCAAUCGGCCCUAUUCGUGUCCAAUGACUGAUUGCAACAAAUCGUUUGCGCGCUCCACCACUCUUGACGUUCACAUCAAGUCAAGUCAUUGUUCGGACAAACUGUUUGUCUGCAGUUGGGAAGGAUGUCAGGCCACUCUCAAGACCAAGUUGGGUCUCAAGAUUCACCUCCAGGCCCACAGCGGAGACAAGAAAUUCGCCUGUUCCUGGCCCGGCUGUGGAUACAAAGGUCUGACUAAACAACAACUCGAUAAUCACGUGCGAAAUCAUACGGGAGAAAAGCCAUUUGUGUGUUCGUGGCCGGGAUGCGAGUCACGCUUCACAACAGCAGAUGGUUUGCGAUAUCACAAGAAAUCGCAUUCAAAUAUCCGUCCGUUUAAGUGUGAUUGGCCCGGUUGUGACGGAGCCUUCAAACGCAACAGAGCUCUCACUGUCCACAAGGCUUUGCAUACCGGAGACAAAGUCUUCAAAUGCGAUUGGAGUGGAUGUCAGUUCAGGGCUUCGAGAUAUCAUGAUUUGGCUGUUCAUAAAAUAAUGCACACCGGAGAGAAAAAAUACCGCUGCAGUUGGCCAGGCUGUGAAUCGCGGUUUCUCAGAAACGACAAACUGAAGUUACAUUUGAUGAUUCAUAGGGGAGACAAACCACAUAAGUGUCCGUUUAAUGGAUGCGAUAAACGGUUUGUCGAAAAGGGAAAUAUGAGAAAACACUACAAUAGUGUUCAUUCCAAACCCAACUUGUGAUCAAUCAAUCAUUUUAUGACUAAAUUUGUCUCAUUUUGUACUUAUAUUGCAAUCAAAUCUAUAUUUUUAUCAUAAAUUAUACAGUAUUUUAAUGUUUACUAAAU